This is a messenger RNA of Lingula anatina, 3303 nucleotides long. RefSeq names its product transmembrane protein 185A-like. The record is from RefSeq and is a predicted model, not a curated record. Lineage: Eukaryota; Metazoa; Brachiopoda; Lingulata; Lingulida; Lingulidae.
AUUUGUUGUUGUUGCAAGCGACAUAUAGCAAAUCCAAUAUGGUGAAUCGGAAGAGAAGACCUUUGUUAAGUUACAUCGUAAUGAUGACUGAAGUCUAGUAUAUCAUGAAUCUUCGGCACCUUUUCCAAGAUUUUAAUCCAAGCAAAUUUGUGGUGUAUUCAUGUCUCCUGCUAUUCUCCUUCCUGUUUGCACUGCGCCUUGAUGGCCUGAUAGAGUGGAGCUACUGGGUGGUUUUCCUGCCUAUCUGGCUGUGGAAGAUACUAGUCCUUGCUGGCUCCUGUGUGGGCAGUUAUGUGUGGUGGAAACACCCUCAAUACAGAAUUGAAGGAGAUAGUUAUGUGCAAUACAAAGCUAUGAUCAUCAGUACAGGGAUGCACCUCCUACUGCUGAUGUUUGAGCUGCUAGUCUGUGAUAACUUGGAGACCUCUUCCCAGCAUCACUGGAUCCUUGUGUUCAUUCCACUCAUCUUCAUGUCUAUAGUGUCCAUAGGAAUAUGUGUCUGGGCUGUCAAACAUGAACGGACAUUUGAGAUGGAGCUGUUUUGUGCUGUGAACAUUUUACAGUUUAUAUUCCUAGCGUUGCGGUUUGAUGGGUUUAUUAUGUGGAACUGGGUGAUUGUUUUCAUCCCACUGUGGAUACUGAUGUGUGUGGCAAUGAUAGGGGUGCUGUAUGUUAUUAUAUUGGCCAUAAUUCUCAUGAAGUCUCCAGACAUUAUACCAGAGCAGAGGAGGGGUAACGCCUGCUCAGCACUGGGGUACACAUUUCUAGUCAUUCCAAUGUUGAUUUUUCUGAUACUGCUAGCCAACAAGCUGGAGCACCCUGCCAACUACUCCUACUAUGUAGCUGUGUCAUUACCAUUCUAUAUUGCUCUGUUAGCUCUGAUAGGCAUGACUUUUGGGGCUAAGGGAGGAAACCAUUGGUGGUUUGGCAUCAGGAAAGACUUCUGCCAGUGUGUGCUAGGAGUUUGUCCACUACUUCAGGAAUAUGGAAACAUCUCAUACAAAAUACAAAAAGAUGACAGUGAACAAAACGUUACAGAGCCCCAAGAGAACACUGAAGUGAAAAAACCUGGCAGCAGUAAUUCUAAGAAAACUAUAGAAGAACCUCAGAGGUUAACUGUACCCUUUAUAUCCAUAGAAGCCCCCGACUAGACUGCAUUACAGACUGGAAAUUGACCUUAUUUGCAUCAUUGGUUGACAAGGUUAUAGGGAGAAUUUGGGCUGCAUUUCCAGUCAGGUUGGGAAGGCUGGACUUAAUGCGGAAUGUCCCAGCAGUCUGUGUGAUGAGGAUUUCUUAACAUAGACAGUUAAUGUAAUAUCACUUGGCUUGCCUCAGUCACAGUUGAAGGUGGGUGGGAUAAUGACCAGAUACAUGUGAGAUUGGCUUCUUUAAGGUUAAAAAUUGUAAUCAUGUGGUAUGCUGAGAUGGUUUGAAAAUCGCCUCAGGAUAUCUGUGGAAAGCGGGGUGGAAGAUAUUAGGAUUGCAACCUAAGUACAGGUUUUGUGGAGCAUUUUUUAUCUGAACAAGAAGAGAUUUAAAUUGGCAAUUGGUUAAGUAUUGUAUCCAGUGAUGUAAGUGAGACUCAUUCCCUGUCAAGAUAGGUCCUGUCUAAAUGUUGCUUUAGUCUUUUAUAUUGUCAUUAUAUUGUAAGCAAGUGUAUAUUAUUUAUUAGUGACAUUUUUUUGGUUCAUCUAUGCUUUUAUAUUGAUAUAAUACACACAGCAUUCCUUGAUAUAUAUAUAUAUAUGUAUAUAUAAUGAAAACUAUGCUUUAAUGAUACAAAACCAUAAUGUUAUGAGUGACAAAUAAAAAGCUGGGCUUGCAUAUUACCGAACAUAAGUAUCCAAAUAUUUCAGGUAAAAAAGACGGAUAAUUCUUCAUGUGCUGUUUUAGUUUAAUUUACUUUGUAGGUCCUAAAUAUUUAUGAAGCUAUAUAAAAAAGGACAAGUGUAUGUCAAGGACAAGUGUAUGUCAAGGACAAGUGUAUGUUAAGGACAAGUGUAUGUCAAGGACAAGUGUAUGUUAAGGACAAGUGUAUGUCAAGGACAAGUGUAUGUUAAGUAAUAGAUAAAGCACAGAUUGUGUAGCUUUUUGCCAAAUAGGCUACUUGAUAAUUGGCACCAGGACAACUAUAUUUCUUAAAGCUUCAUGACAAGUGCUUCAUGUGACUUAAACUGUAGUUAAUGCAGAUAGCAUUCUGUAAUGCCAUGCUCUAUUCCGUGUAUUUUUACAUGCUGUGCCUCUACGUAAAUAGUGCACAGCCCAACCCAUUGUUUUGUGCUUGAACCAUGGUUAACUUAAGUAUUUAAAAGAGUCCAUGUUAGUGAGAGAAGAAAAUGGUGAUCUUCGACAGCAGAGCUUACUACAAAAUGUAGCAAUGUUAAUGGAGGGAGAGAACGAGAGAGAAAGAGAUGUGAUAUAAGAACAAUUGUACUUAAGGGGCAGUGCAUAAGUGAAGUACAUUGAUGAUACGGGAAGCAGUACAUGGCUCUUGUAUACAGACAUUGGAAAAGAAAAAAGGAAACAGUUUGUGAUAUGAAUAAAAUGUAUAUAGACAGUGAUACACUAUCAAGGGCAAUGUGAAAUGGCAAAAUAGAAUGUAGUGUAGUUGUAUUAGAGAGCUUUACAGACAUCUUAUGGAUUUGAAAUGAAAAAAGAGAUAUAUAAAAUUGGAUGGCUAUUGACGUAUUGUUUGUACAUGCAGAUUUUAGAGAAGAAGGCAUAUUAUCCACCCUGACUUUAAAUUACAACUGGGAUCCAAGAGCUCCUUUUUCGGACGAAACACAGGCCUUAGCUAGUUGUUGAAACAUAAGGAGGUUAAAGUCACUCUCCUGGAUCAGCUGCUUUGACAAAACACAUAUGUAUGUGGAAAUUUGAAACGUUGCAAGUGUUGUGACCAAGUUUAUAUUGGACAUUUUGUUUGGAAGUGAUCACUGUUUCAUGUGUUUGUCUGCUUUUGCAGUGUUUGGUAUGCUGUUCUGUAGUCUAUGACUAGUAAAAAUAUAAAACGAUGAUAUUAAACUUUAUUUUAACUAAAGACCUGCUUUAUCUCAUGAAAUAUUGAGAUCCAAGCAUGGAGUUUGUAUGACUUUCUAAGAUAUUAGAAUACCUCCUUACAGUAUAUACAUAUGCAAUAUUUAGUGGGUAGUUUCAUUUUGUGGAAGAUGGUGUCACUUGUCACUUUGAAAUUGUCUGGUGAUCUAUGUGAUGUUUAAAUUCUCUGCUGAACAAAAGAUGAUGUUCAUUUUACUGUAAAUAAUAAAGUAAUGUAAAGUAUAAAAUAAUAAAGAUAAAUGAAAAAUA